Molecule: messenger RNA, 1860 nt
Organism: Colletotrichum godetiae
Lineage: Eukaryota; Fungi; Ascomycota; Sordariomycetes; Glomerellales; Glomerellaceae
Product: major facilitator superfamily domain-containing protein
Exons: 2
Coding region: 1-1860 (619 amino acids)
Biological process (GO): transmembrane transport
Cellular component (GO): plasma membrane
Molecular function (GO): transmembrane transporter activity
Source: RefSeq, a predicted model, not a curated record
AUGACGAACACGAUGCUGGAUAUCGAAAAGGCGCCUCGAGGGUCUAAGGGAACCAACACUUCGUCAAGUGCCAACGAGGCUUCUCAGCCACCAAGACCCGACACCCGUGUUGACGCCAACAGCACAAUCACUUUCAGAAAUUUGGCUUUCGAUACAGUCUUGCCGGCGCCGGCAGACGUCCUUUUCCAAGACUCGGCCGAGUCGCCGCCAGAACCAGCACCCCCGAACCUGUCACGUUACACAUCCCCUUUGCAAUGGCCUCAACCACGGAAAAAUCUCAUGCUGGCGCUGUCGUGCGUGGCCACGUUUCUCACCGCAUACACGGCCGGCUCGUAUUCUCCACCGUCUUACAUCAUGGCCGAUGACCUUGGCACGUCGCAGCUCCUCGUCUUGACCGGCAUCACAACCUUUUGCAUCGGCUUUGCCCUUUCACCAAUGGUGCUGGCGCCCUUAUCGGAGAUUUAUGGUCGUUACCCAGUGUUUGUCAUCUCCGGUGUUGUCUAUGUCAUCUUCCAGGCCGUCUGCUCUGUUGCGCCGAACCUUACAGCCAUGCUUAUCGCCCGUUUCUUAGUCGGUGUCGGCGGCUCGGUCUUCAGCUCAGUCAUUGGCGGCGUCAUUGCGGACCUGUGGGCGAAGGAGCAGAGAAACACCCCCAUGGCCCUCUUCAGCGGCGCAGUUCUAGCCGGAACGGGAGCUGGCCCUUUGGUGGCUUCCCUCAUGGUCAAGAGGAUGGGAUCUCGGGACGGAACGUUGGCAUGGAAGUGGAUCUUUUGGCACCAAGUCAUCGUCGACACCGUCCUUGUCAUUGCACUUGCUGUCUUGUUCAAGGAGAGCCGGGGAUCCGUCAUUCUAUCGAGGAAAGCCGAAGCCCUGAACGCGUGGUAUGAAGAAAGAGAAAAGGCGGGCUUCUACGGCGUGUGGCUAGAGGAUACGACGAAUCUUGGCGGCGGCACCGACACGGCCUCGGAUUCAGGAGGUGAUACGCAGGCUUGCUCCUGCUGCGGUCUCGAAAAGACAUCUGCAACUUGUCAAUCGAGCCGUCGAUGUUCUACCCAGCUCAAAGCCCAACGGUUGCGUUGGCUGGUCAAAGAGGACGAAGAAAGGGCAUCGAUCGCCAAGCUGAUAUCCAUGUCGGUCUCCCGGCCAUUCCACCUCCUCUUCACGGAACCCGUCGUCUUCUUCUUCUCCAUCUGGUGCGCCUUUGCCUGGGCCGUCCUCUACUGCACAUUCGGAAGUAUCCCUCUGGCAAUGUCACGUAGGCGGAACUGGGACAUUGAGCAGUCAGGCUGCUUCUUCUCCGCCAUGAUCGUCGGCUCCGUAGUCGCGACCAUCGUCGGCGUCCUCCAAGACAGACUCCUCCAGCUACCCCAGUGGCGAGCCGAAAUCCCCACUGACGAAUCCUCCCGCUUCUGGACCUUCAUGCGCCGCCGGUUCCCCGCAGAGGCACCCGAGUCCCGCCUCUACUUCACCUGCAUCACAGCCACCUUCCUCCCCGCAGGCCUCUUCAUCUUCGGCUUCACAGCAAGGGAAGAAUUCCACUGGAUCGCGCCGGCCUUUGGCAUCGGGCUCGCGACGUGGGGUAUUUACUCGGUGUACCUGGCCACGUUCAACUACUUUGCCGACAUUUACCACAAGUACGCGUCCUCGGCGUUGGCCGCGCAGUCGUGCUGUCGAAAUAUCCUCGGGGGCGUGUUUCCGCUCGUCACUGGGGCGUUGUUCCGGAAUCUGGGGGAGGAACGCGCGGGCUCCUUGCUCGGUGGAAUUGCCACGGGCUUGACGUUGAUUCCGUGGGCGCUCGUCUUCUUUGGUGAACGGAUCCGGGCCAAGAGCCGCUUUGCUAUUACAUUGGAGGCUUCGUAG